UUUAAUCUCGAAAAACUCUUAAACGUUAAGUUGGAUUUUCAGCCUUUCUACCUGUUCAGGGGAGCAGUGACGUCACACGGAGGGCAUGGUCUCUGCAACCUGCGAGCACAAUGAUGUUUGAGGGACACUAGAAGCGCACGAGAGGUGUUUAACUCGCGUUUUGACGGUCGUUCAUGGUGUUUGUUUGAGACUUUGAAAUGUGUGAAACCGGGAAAGCGUGCGUGCAUUCUCACAGGGAACUUAUUAGGAGCCUGUAACCCACACGGAGCUUAAAGCACACUAGCCGGUGUGUGUUGUACAGUUAUACAGGAUGAUGCUCAACUUUCUCCCCGUGCGGAAAUUCAAGCGCAAUGGGAAAUACAUUUUGUUUGUGGCUGUGCUGAUGGUCGGCGCAUUGGCGGCUUAUCUGGAGUUCGUGGCCACGAGUGUCUGGAGUAACACUGACGUAUCCCCACGCAGUGAAAGUGUCAUUUGGGCAAAUCAUGGUGUUCGGAAUGUGGCUCAAGAAGAUCGCAUCUCUGAUGUUUGGACUUCUAAAAACAUUACACAGAAUUGGAAGCCAGAGUAUAAAGGACUGGCUAAUCUGCAUAGUUUUGAGGACUGGUGUGGCACAUCUAUAGCUCAACUAAGAAAGAAUCUACAUUAUCCACUGUAUCCUCAUUCUCGUACUACUGUGAAGAAACUUGCUGUAUCGCCCAGCUGGACCAAUUAUGGUCUCAGGAUAUUUGGCUACAUACAUCCGUAUGCUGAUGGUGACUUCCUGUUUGCAGUGUCGUCUGAUGAUAACAGUGAGUUCUGGCUCAGUGACGAUGAAAAUCCAGCCAAUCUGAAACUUCGCGCUUACGUCGGAAAGACUGGCAGAGAAUGGAGCGCCCCAGGCGAGUAUGGGAAAUAUGCCAGUCAGAUAUCAAGUCUCAUUACUAUGCAGAUGAAGAAGAAAUAUUUCUUUGAGCUCAUCCAUAAACAAAAUGAUCAAGGAACGGACCAUGUAGAGGUUGCGUGGCAACUCAGACAGCCUGGGAAUGGAUUUUCAAUCAUCGAUUCCAAGUACAUCUCCCUCUACACCAACGAGUCAUCGCUGAAGGCAGGAGAUGUCAAUCACAUUCCUCAGACUGCUGCCAGUCAUGUAGCUCCGCCCCAGAGCUCCUCUCAGACUCCGUCCCAUGGAGCAGAUAUGCUGAGGGCCAAUCCACGUGAUUUAUUUCAUCAGGUUCCAUUACUGGACAGGACGCGUUUGCGUGGUGUUUUACCAGACUGCAUCUAUAACCCCAGUUAUAUCAUAAAGGGAUAUCCUCUUCUGCGCUACCAGGGCCUGCAGUUCGUGCAUCUCUCUUACGUGUAUCCUAAUGACUACACACGGCUCACACAUAUGGAGAGCGAUAACAAAUGUUUCUACCGUGGGAAUAAUUACUACCUCGACAGAUACGGCUUCUCAAACUACAUCAGACUGGAUCUGCCUGAGAAUGAAGAGGUAUUCCUCAAAUUCAAAGCAGACAGCAUGCGAGGACAAGUGGUGAAGCCAGCCAGAAUUAAAGAUGAAGGAUUGCAGAAAGCUGUAAAAUAUAAAAAUGAGCAGAACAAGGUUCUACCUGAUUACAUUGAUGAUAAUGAUGACCACAUUCUGAAGGGACGGCGAAAGCUGUUCUCUCUCCAGCAACAUGGCAACAUUAUUAGGCUGAGAAAGGACAGAGAAAUAAAUAGACUAGAGCAGAUAGAACAAGACAACCUACCCAAAGAACCACAAAAACUGCCCAGGGAGCCACAGAUCCAACCUGAGGAACCACAGUACCAAUUGGCACAACAGAAAGCAAGAAGAAAGGGAAAAAGCAGACGCCAUGUACAAGACAAACGUGACAUCCAAAACCCACCUGUUGAAGUGAGGAACCAGGGCCAGGUUCUCAAAGCUUUUGAAAAAGACCACAUGGUUGCACCGCCGAUUCAUGGAGAUGGCAUGGAGAAGAUAUCUGACCAGCAGGUUCCUGGAGGAGCUCUGAAAGUAGCCAAAUGGAAGCCAGAUUUGAAAGAACGAGGAGUUGACCAAGCGCCCAAUCAGGAUGGAGGAAUUGAAGUCCGCCCUGUACAAGCCCCAAAAAGCAAUAGUAGGGAAAGAGAUCCAAACCUUGUUGCAGUCUUAAAUGGAGAUAUUCCAAUGGAGAAUGGGCGAGAAGAACAUAAUUAUAAGUCUUUGAAAGUAGCUGUGUUAGGUGGAGUUCAGGUAACCAACUCUACCAUGUUUGAUGAGGUCCAACAUCAACGUGGUGUCUUUGUAAAUCGGUUGGGUAAUAGGGCUGACUUUCUGGGAGAACAUGUGGACCAGGCACCCAAGAAUAUAUUAGACAAGGAAGAAGUGAAGAAAACCAUGUUAAAGAACAAUAAAGAGGGAUUUGAACCAUUGGAUGCAGGCCGAGUCCAAGCAGACUCAAUACAAUGGCCCAAAAAACAGUUGGGUGAUAGGAAAGUGUUUCUGAGGGAACAUGUAAACCAAGUGCCCAAGAAUGCAUUAGACAGGGAAGAAGUGAAUAAGAUUAUGUUGAAGAAAGGUCAAGGUGAAUUGGCACCCUUAGAAGGGGAAGGAGUCCAUGCAGACUCAAUUCAAUGGCCCAAAAAACAGUUGGGUGAUAGGAAAGUGUUUCUGAGAGAACAUGUAGACCAAGUGCCCAAGAAUGCAUUAGAUGAGGAAGAAGUGAAUAAGAUCAUGUUGAAGAAAGGUCAAGGUGAACUGGCACACUUAGAAGGGGAUGGAGUCCAUGCAGACUUAAUACAAAGGCCCAUAACCCGGUUGGGUAAUAAGAUGGUGUUUCUGGGAGAACAUGUAGAUGUAGCAUCCAAGAAUGCACUGGGCAUUGUAGAAGGAAAGAAGAUCAUGUUGAAGAACGGACAGGAUGAAGUCGCACCAUUGGUAGGGGACCGAGUCCAAGCAAACCCAAUGAGGUGGCCUGAAGACCAACAAGUUUUGAAGGUCGAAGAAGCAGCCGUACAAGGUGGUGGUGUUGUCAUGCGAGGUAGAUCAAAACCGAAGCACUCUUUAUCUGAAAAUGACAAUAAUACCAUCAAACUCAGCAAGCAUAAAAAUGUGGUGCAUCAUCUUGGGAUCACCCAGAAACCACACCGUAACCUGACCAAUGAGCGUAAGGGAUGGGUCAUCGUUGGUCCGGCUACGGAAAAACAUAACCAAUGGGGAAAUGUUCAAGAGGUUAGACUGGAAAAAGAGGAGCAGAUAAAGGAUAACGCGAUACAUGGAGGAGAGGCUGAGGUUGGACGAGAUGAUGGAGAUAGUUGGGUGGGUAAUGGUUACUCCGAGGAAGUGGACUAUGAAUUAGUCAAUAAAGCUGUGUUUGACGUGGAAGUCAACUGGGCUCAGACGUUUCAGGUCAGUCCCUUGGAUCUCCAUUCCACACGCUCUGAUUGGAUCGAUCUGAAGUGUAAUGUGUCUGGGAACCUGCUGCUCAGUGAGUUGGAUGCUUUGUCUGUCGUGGACGCUUUCAUGAAGAAACUUAACAAGAAAUAUCCAAGACAGUUUUCUUUACAUCGUAUAGUGAAUGUUGAGAAGAGGUCUGAUUAUUCUCGAGGCAGUCGAUAUCUACUGGAACUGGACCUGCUGGAAGCUUCAGGACUUCAUCUGCGUCUGGCUCAGUACGUCUAUGUGAAAACAACCAAUGAACGGGGUUACCGUAAACAAAAAGUUCAUGAUGCUGAAAUUCAGCUCUGCAAUCCGUACGGCUUCUACUGGAACCCAGCGGCGACUGUCCACUUUAUCAUACCAGUGAAGAACCAGGCUCGUUGGAUACAGCAGUUUAUUUCUGAUAUGGAGGAGUUAUACCGGCUCACUGGUGACCAGAACUUUAACGUCAUCAUCACUGAUUUUGAAAGUACUGAUAUGAACAUAGAGCAAGCUCUACAAAACUCUUACUUACCCAGGUAUCAGUACCUCCGGUUAAGUGGGAACUUUGAGAGAUCUGCUGGGCUACAGGCUGGAAUAGACCUUAUUACUGAUGUUCACAGUAUUGUGUUUCUCUGUGAUCUGCACAUUCAUUUUCCGACUGGCUUCAUUGAUACUUUAAGGAAACACUGUGUGGAGGGACGCAUGGCUUUCGCUCCUAUAGUCAUGAGACUCAACUGUGGUGCUACACCACAGGAACCUGAUGGUUAUUGGGAGGUGAAUGGCUUUGGACUUCUGGGCAUCUAUAAAUCAGACCUGGAAUCUAUUGGGGGCAUGAACACCAAAGAAUUCACUGACCGCUGGGGUGGAGAAGACUGGGAACUACUGGACAGGAUCCUAGAGGGAGGUUUGGAGGUGGAACGAAUCUAUCUGAGGAACUUCUUCCAUCACUUUCACUCAAAGCGAGGAAUGUGGAACCGCCAGCCCUUUCGCAACACGUAACUGGUCCAACAGCCUCGCUGCUGCUAAGCAAAUGUUACAUGGCACUUUAAAACGGCAACUGGCAGGUGACAUUCGGUGCGUCUCAGGGCAUUUCUGAAUUGUGAUUGGUGAACGGCAUCCAUCCAUCACAGCUUUUUGAAGAUGAUUUUAAGGUUAUUAGUGAUGGAAACAUGCCCAGGGACUCAAGAAAGAGACUUCUGUGAUGAGAAGUUACAGUAAAUACACAAAACACAUUUAUAUCCUGACCUCUACGGCUGCUAUUGGAUCAUUCCCAGGUGUGGCGUUUGACUGCAAUUAAAACAUUAUGGCUCCAAUGAAAACUACAAUCACCAUCAAUGACACACAAACUAAACUGACCAAAGGAAAUUGAGUAAAAACAGUGAUACUGUACAGGUCAAUGCAUCAUUGUUAAUGAGGUGUUUUGCUCUUGUUAUCACUUCCAGGCCAAUAACAUGUUUGCCUAAGAUUUUGUCUGUCUAAAUAUGAGUAUUCUGUUUCGACAGACAGAAAUGUGAUGUGUGUGUAUAUAAUGAGAAAAUGUGUAUUUAUUCAGGUAGCUAUGUGUCCUGGGUUCGACUUAGCACACUGUUAUGUGUUUUACACUGUGUGACCUCAUCAGGACUGGAAGAAUCAAUGGUCAAACCAAAGAGAUGUGCAAUAUUACCAGAGAAGAGCCGUUCGGUCCAUUUUAUUUGACUGCUGAUGUCAUUCAAAGUUAGUUUGACAGUCUGAUAUUAUUUAACAUCAUUCUGUCAGAACUCCAAAAUCAAAAGAAAGAAAUAAGAAAUUAACAUUUUGUUUUCGAAGAUAAUGAAGCCUGUUUUUGGACCAUUUAGAUGUUUUGCAUUUUAACAUUAUUUUCAUGACAAUUAAGCACAUCAUACCUUCCAAAACUACUACUUACUGUAAUGCGAAAGAAAAAAAAGAUUAUUAUUACAUUGAAAAAGUAUUUAUGUAUCAUGUUAGUAUUUGUUGUACUGCAAUAAUUCUGUUAAAAAUAAAUCCUGUUACAGUAAUUGCUGAUGACAAAAAUACUGUUAUUACUGUAAUGUAAUGAUUAAUAUGAAUCAUCUUUUAAGAAUAAUGGGAAUUACAAAAAACAAAAAAAACUAAUCUAAAUAAAUUGUCUAGACACAUUAUGGUAAUGAUUUUGAGGGAAAAUGUACUUACUGACAUGGAAGAAAAUAUAUAAUGGCAAAACAUUUCAAUGAUCCUAAAAUAGGUACCCCUUUGUUUAAGAAAAAAAAUAUUUUUUGGUGCAAAAUCACUUUUUUUUUGUUGUUGUUUUUUUUUUUUUAGGAAUUCACAAUUUCAUAGAGGCAUUAAAGGAAUUCUGGGUUCAGUACAAGUUAAGCUCAAUCAACAGCAUUUAUGUCAUAAUGUUGAUUACCACAAAAAUGUAUUUAGACUCGUCCCGCCUUUUCUUGAAAAAAAGCAAAAAUCUGGGUUACAAUGGAAGUACACUUACAAUGGAAGUGAAUGGGGGCCAGUCCGUAAAAGUUAAAAUACUCACCGUUUCAAAAGUAUAGACACAAAACAUAAACAAUAUGUGUGAUAACAUGCUUUUAGUGUGAUAAAAUCGCUUAACUACCUUUUCUGUGUAAAGUUACUGUAUAUCAAUUUUACAACUUUGUUGCCAUGAUGACGUGAUAUCAACAAACCCUAAAACAAUUGUAAAAAUGACAAUUUAAACAACUUUACAGCUCAAAUAAUACAUGAGUUUUAACAGAAGAAUUAAUGUAAGUGCUUUUAUAAAAUUAUAAGUUUCACAUUUCUGCCUUUAAACCCUCAAAAAAUUGGCCCCAUUCACUUCCAUUGUAAGUGUCUCACUGUAACCUCCAUUUUUGCAUUUUGUUUUUUUUAAUAAAGAAAAGGAGGGUCGAGUCAAAAUAUUUUUUUGUGGUAAUCAACAUCAUGCCACAGAUACUUUUGAUCAAGUUGACAGUGGCUUGGUUAUCUGUUCUAUUCUGUAAGGGUUCGGUUUGUGUUAUGAAUUAAUACUUUGAUGAAUUACUGGCUAGUUUUUUUUCCAUGCUCGUUCAUACAGUAAGUGCCUUCUGCUAUGCUUAAUUGAAAACCAAGUGGGGAUAUCUACUGUAUACUCUUUUGUAUAGGCAUUUUGGCACAAUUUUUUAUGAAGAUUCGUUUUUUUACGGUUACUUGUGCUUGAAAAGUUGAAAAGUUAAUGUCAUUUUGUUUCAGUGGCUUGUGAAAAUGUAAUGCAUUGUAGAUCUAACAGUUCUUAAUGUGAUGCUGUAAAAAAAACAUGCUGUUUAUUUAUUGUGCCACAUUUUGUAUGUGAAGGAUCUUCUUGCAAGCAGAAAUGCACAAAUGACCUUAAUAAUUACUUGUUUAUGCAGAUCAACAACCUUAAAAUAAAAUGUUUUUCAGGUUCCUGUUUUGCUGAAUUCUGUGUAUUUACUGUACAACAGUCACUCAAAAUAGAGCCACGAUACAAAAGCAGUGCUGUGUUCCUCUUUUCAAGUGCAUGCUCAUAAUGGUCAUCUAUUGGUGUCUUUAUGCCCUCGAAGAUUAAAAGUGUUGUCUUGUUUGUGAUUGGAAGAGAAAA
Molecule: messenger RNA, 6950 nt
Organism: Myxocyprinus asiaticus (Chinese sucker)
Lineage: Eukaryota; Metazoa; Chordata; Actinopteri; Cypriniformes; Catostomidae
Product: beta-1,4-N-acetylgalactosaminyltransferase 3-like
Exons: 20
Coding region: 311-4381 (1356 amino acids)
Cellular component (GO): Golgi cisterna membrane
Molecular function (GO): acetylgalactosaminyltransferase activity
Source: RefSeq, a predicted model, not a curated record